Messenger RNA from Mucor velutinosus, 1494 nucleotides. RefSeq lists its product as uncharacterized. The transcript has a single exon. The record is from RefSeq and is a predicted model, not a curated record. NCBI's taxonomy places the organism in Eukaryota, Fungi, Mucoromycota, Mucoromycetes, Mucorales, Mucoraceae. Gene Ontology annotation, molecular function: protein binding. Gene Ontology annotation, cellular component: Cul4-RING E3 ubiquitin ligase complex. Bases 1 to 1494 code for a protein of 497 amino acids.
AUGUCUUUUGAUAUACCUGGGUAUUUCCUGGACCUCAAGACCAAAAAGUACUUUAAAAUCACACCCCAUGGUCCUUAUAGCCUGCCUGAACUUCGCAAACGAUUAAAACGAGAAGAAGAAGAAGAGAGACAAGCAGCGGCAUUGGCCUUGGCUUCCAAACGUAUCAACGCAAAUCACAUCAGUAGUCAGCAUCGGAAACCCACUCAUUUCAGCCAAUUCCUUCGACAGAGAGCUACGCUUAGUGCCAUGGAUCGUAUGGAUAGUGGAAUGCGGUUUUUAUUGACUCGAUUAAAGACAAGAUCGAGUGUCCAUCUGCAUGGACCCAGCAGCAUUUACAACAAUAUGCUUGUAGCCAUGACACCCCAUCAUGCGGACGACUAUGGAGAGAUGUUUAUAUCAAAUCGAUGCAGUUUACAGCAUUUUGGAUAUCAAGUGGACCCUCAGUUCAGUUUGUGGAAAGUAGGGCAGGAAUUGACGGAUAAUUCAGAUGCUCAAUCCAUGCAUGUGGGAUAUCGGUUAUUUGACAUGAAUGGAUACCCAUGCAGAUCAGUAAUCGGCACAACUGGAGGAUUGUUGUGGUUCCGUGCGUUUCCCGUGCUACCUCCGUUGCAUAGGGAAGAAGUGCAGCAUAUGUUUAUGCAGAAUGGAUCCAUACGACAGCAAGGCCGAAUUUACGAAUGCCCUGGAUCUUACGCUGGACACUGUAUAUCGCUCUCAUUACAAGAAUAUGCACAAGCAAAGGACUUGUUUUGGUCCUCGGAUGUAGAUGAUCAACAUGACACCAUUGUGGUGGGCGGCGACAAGAAGAUCUAUCAACUCAACAAUACCUUUCAUCUGAAGCAAUCCAGAAAGAUGAAAUCAUCCGUCUUUGCAUGCCAUAUUCCCAAGUCGCAACCUGAUCACUGCUGGAUUGGAUUACGGAAUGGAAAGGUUCACAUGGUGGAUUGGAGAAGCCCAAUGACACCGAGAGACAAAGCGAGCCAGCACGAUUUUACACAAUCCUCCUCCGUAUACAAAAUUCAAACGCUAGAUAAUGUGAGGACAGGACAUGAAUUGGUGACACUUGCCAUGGAUGGAUCCAUCGAUGUAUGGGAUGCUCGACAACCCAUCAAAAAGAGGAAAUCGAAAAGAUCUGGCCCGCUUUACUCUUUGAAGGGACAUGUCAAUGCAAGCAGUCGCCACUUGGGAUUCGACAUUGACACAGAGAACCAGCUGCUGGUGGCCGCUGGAAGCGAUCAUUGUGUGCGCAUCUGGUCUCUACAACGGCGCAACAAUGCAUUUGAUCCCAUGUGGACUUCUGAAAAGUACCAAGCACCCAUACCCGCUGUCAAAUUCAUGACAGCUGCAAAUACAUACCCAAAAUUGCAAGACGGUUGGUCUAAUCUAGUACCAGAUUCUCUGCUCUCAAGGAAGCCUCCUGGUAUCAUGCUCUUUGGCACAAGCAAAGAAUCGAAUCAAGUGCGAUCUAUUGAAUGGAUGACAUCUGUCAAGUAA